This is a messenger RNA of Vespa crabro (European hornet), 613 nucleotides long. RefSeq names its product guided entry of tail-anchored proteins factor 1-like. The transcript has 4 exons. Gene Ontology annotation, biological process: tail-anchored membrane protein insertion into ER membrane. The coding region runs from base 72 to 575 and encodes 167 amino acids. NCBI's taxonomy places the organism in Eukaryota, Metazoa, Arthropoda, Insecta, Hymenoptera, Vespidae. The record is from RefSeq and is a predicted model, not a curated record.
AAUCAGACAAAGAGAUAUGUCAUAAUUUACAGAAUUCUGUUAUAAAUCGAUUCAGUUGAAUAUAUUGUACAAUGAAUUUACUUUUGAUAUCAACGUUAAUUUGUAUUUUAGAAUACAUUGUGCCGAUUGUAAUAACUUAUUUUACAGCACAUUUAUAUGUAGGAAAAAAAGAAGAAGCUGAAUUACGUAAAAAUUUAGCUACAUUGAGACAAGAAAUGGCAAGUAUUUCAAUGGUAGACGAAUUUUCAAAAUAUGCUAAACUUCAAAGAAAAUAUAACAAAUUAGAAAAUACUCUGAAGGAUAUAGAAAAGGGGAGAUUAUCCAGUAGAAAAAAAGCAAGAUUAUUGACCACUUAUGGUUUUCGUAUCAUCAAUGGAAUAUUAAUAGUGAUCCUUUUAUACAUAUAUAACAAUGAACCUAUAAUAAAAUUACCAAAGGAUACAUUAUGGCCAAUUAAUUAUCUUUUAAGAUGGCCAACUAAUUAUGAAGACUCCAUUUCUUUAAUUAUGUGGUUUGUCAUCGCAAAAAUAGCUAUAUCUAAAUGUACUCAAAUUCAUAUAAUAAAUAAUCAUUAAAUAAACUUAUCAAUAAAAAUGAAGUAUAUAUAUAUAUA